CGGCGGUGCCAUUUUGUGUAGCAGAGCCUGGAGAGCGGCCGGUGGGAGGCGGCGGAGGGUUUCGGGGUUCGGACCAGAGCGGCCGGAUGGUGAAAUCCUCCCUGCAGCGGAUACUCAACAGUCACUGCUUCGCUAGAGAGAAAGAGGGGAAAAAAAGCACCAUCAUGCCCGCUGUGCUGAGCCUCAGUACCGGACAGAGCAGUUCCAGGGUUCCCUUCAAUUGCUGUAGUAACCUGGGUCCGGGGCCUCGGUGGUGCUCCGAUGUCCCUCACCCACCCCUGAAGAUCCCAGGUGGGCGAGGGAAUAGUCAGAGGGAUCACAAUCUUUCAGCUAAUUUAUUUUAUUCGGAUAAUCGGCUGAAUGUAACAGAAGAACUAACAUCUAAUAACAGGACAAGAAUUCUGAAUGUCCAGUCAAGGCUUACAGAUGCCAAACACAUUAGUUGGAGAGCAGUGCUGAACAACAACAACCUCUAUAUAGAAAUUCCCAGUGGUGCUCUGCCUGAAGGGAGCAAAGACAGUUUCGCAGUUCUUCUAGAGUUUGCUGAAGAACAGCUUCGAGUUGAUCAUGUGUUCAUUUGUUUCCACAAGAACCGAGAUGAUAGAGCUGCAUUGCUCCGUACUUUCAGCUUUUUGGGCUUUGAGAUUGUGAGACCAGGGCAUCCCCUUGUCCCCAAGAGACCAGAUGCUUGCUUCAUGGCCUACACGUUUGAGAGAGACUCCUCAGAAGAAGAAUAGAUCGCAAUGUUUGCCUCUUAGAGCUUUCUUGUUGUCUAUAAAGAUGAUUCUGUAGAAAUUUUGUCAACAUCUAUUACAGUAUAAUAUAACUCUGUACGAAACGUUGUGACCAACUGCUCUGGUGGUGAGAUGUUGAAAAUUUCAGACUCCACAUCUUUUUCUGGAUUUGUGCGCAUGUUGUGGUUGUGCAAAUAAAUGCUCCCUCCAAAUUAGCAGUAUAUUUCUUGAAGUUUAA
Egretta garzetta (little egret) is the source of this 972-nucleotide messenger RNA. It is a transcript of the gene OAZ1, whose product is annotated as ornithine decarboxylase antizyme 1. Gene Ontology annotation, cellular component: cytoplasm; nucleus. The record is from RefSeq and is a predicted model, not a curated record. Gene Ontology annotation, molecular function: ornithine decarboxylase inhibitor activity. Lineage: Eukaryota; Metazoa; Chordata; Aves; Pelecaniformes; Ardeidae. Gene Ontology annotation, biological process: positive regulation of protein catabolic process.